Molecule: messenger RNA, 1725 nt
Organism: Clonostachys rhizophaga
Lineage: Eukaryota; Fungi; Ascomycota; Sordariomycetes; Hypocreales; Bionectriaceae
Source: the annotation of a GenBank genome assembly
AUGCAACCAUCAGCGCCGAGCACCACGCGGUGGGCAUCGCUACCAACUGAAAUACGCCAGCAAAUACUAAGCCACGUAGGCUUGCCUAUCCUUUGGGAGCGAAAUAGCAACCAGAGCCCUCCAAGGGUGGCCCGUUUUGCUACUAUAUGCCGGGAAUGGCAGGUGUUCUUUGAGGCUUGCACGUUUCGGCGUCUUGUCCUUAAUACCGAGAAUCUCGAAUGUUUUAACAUGAUCAUCAGACGAGAUUCUACUCGUUUAAAAUAUACGAGGAAUAUUUGGCUGCGCAUCCAGCUCCCGCAUUAUUCGUGUCCCAAGUGCGAGGUACCAGAGGAUGAGUUUGAGAAGCAAAUCAACAACGUGAUCUUCACAUAUAGCAUCCGGUCCCUGCUGGAAACUCUCAAGCUCUGGGAUCCCGCGAAGCAUGGCGCGAAGGGACUGGCACUGAUGGUGUCCGCGAUGUCACCCGACGAUACCUCGCAUCGACUUAUCAUUGGGGACAUGCAACCCAACUAUCCAUUCCACCCCGCUGAAGAUCCAGAUGUUCCGCCUGGUAUCGCUGAUGUCCACAGCUAUUACCAUAGGCGUUCAUGGUGUUUUUUAAUCCAUGAUGGCCACCUCCCCUCGCGGCAGGGCGGGCACAUCAAAAGGAUGCAGGGGACUCCGCUCCGUUUCGAGCCCAUCAGAAAUGAGACCGACCGCUUCAACGGUGAAUAUAUAAAUCUCCCCGCCGUGCCUAUGAUUAAAGGGCUGGUUAUGCGCAAGCAGCAUCGGAGGGAAAUUGACACGAGGUCGCUGGCUUGCCUACUUAGCCGAAGCCUUAUAUCGUUGGAAUGGUUCCGCCUCGAAAGAACUAUUCAUGCUGACAUUCUUCAGCAACUCUGUUUUGAACUAGGCUUUCAAACACACUUACUAACUUCUCUGCCGAAAACACUGCGUCAAUUCUCCUUCGUUCAAUGGAAGAUCCCGUCAGGUGAGCGUCGUGACGUUCGAAGAGGAGUAGGGACGGUGGUAACCCCAUAUUCUCUGGCCUACUUACCUCGGGAGAUGGCGAAGCUGUCUCAAAGACUAGAACGGUUUUGCCCGCCAUGGCAAACGGACACAGCUGCCUUCCUACAGUCUAUGAUUGACCUUGAAAAAUCACCUGCGACAGCUGGAAGCUCCCUGAAGCGCAUUAUCCUGCGCUUUGUGCCCACAAGGCCAGAAGCAAGCAGGCGAGAUUUCGAGUCGGUGGUGGUCCUCGCAGCUAAAGCGGCUCUAUUGCUCCCCCAACUGGAAGUCAUUGAGCUUUGGGCUACCCGCCUCGAAGAGAGAAGCUGCGAUGCAUACAUCUUCCGAUACAUUCAUAGCCUCAGCCGAGCUAAGAUCGUGUGGAGGAGCCCCGAACCGGCCACGGAGAUCCGGCCGCGGAUCAUCACCAAGUGGAACGAGGUGGCCAUGAAGCACGCACACUCAGUGCUCGAGCACAGAGUGAUCCCCUUUUCGGAGACGAGGGGACAAAUGUUCGACUCUGGUGGAACCUUCAUUUAUAAGCAUCUCCUGCUCAAAGAGUUGGCGUUUGAUCGGAUUACGCAGAUAAUCCUCGAGAGCGAGAUUUUUUACUGGCACUUGGGUGAUCCAAAUGAUGCAUCCAUAGAAGAUCAUCCUAUACUCAGACAGCUCGCAUUUUAUACGGCUGAGCACCUCGCCAAAUGUAUCGAGGCCCUUCCGACCGAAUUGAGCUGGUGA